Falco peregrinus (peregrine falcon) is the source of this 2168-nucleotide messenger RNA. RefSeq names its product sphingosine kinase 1 (gene SPHK1). Gene Ontology annotation, cellular component: cytoplasm; membrane; intracellular membrane-bounded organelle. The record is from RefSeq and is a predicted model, not a curated record. Lineage: Eukaryota; Metazoa; Chordata; Aves; Falconiformes; Falconidae. The transcript has 5 exons. Gene Ontology annotation, biological process: cellular response to growth factor stimulus; negative regulation of apoptotic process; sphingosine biosynthetic process. Bases 104 to 1660 code for a protein of 518 amino acids.
UGGGGCCGCCCCGCCUGCCAUUGCCGGGCGGCGCGGCGGGCGUCAGCAGCGAGCCAGCGGCGGGCGGCGCUCCCCGGCGCGUCCCGCUCCCGUUCCGCCGCCGAUGGCUGCCGGCCGCCGCGCUCCCCCGGAGCCCGGGGGCGGGGGGGCGCCGGUAUUACUUCAAGGCAUCUUCGGUGCGGGCCCGUCCCCCGGUGCUGCCCCCUGCUCGCUGGCUCUGACGGCCCGGGAGCUGCAGGUGCGGCGUCCCGGGGGCUCGGCCGGUCCCGACACUGCGCUCCGCCUGGCCGACUGCGUGGGCUCCGCCGCCUUCCCCGCCGCCGCCGCCGCUGCCUGCUUCUCGCUGGUCUGCUACCCCCUCCGCGGGCCACGCUGGGGCUCGCCCGCCCGCCAGCGCCUGGAGCGGACCUUCCGCGUUUGCCUGGGACCCGACGCCGAGGGCAACCUGCGCAUCGCCCAGGCCUGGAGCCGCAGAAUCCGGGAGCUCUCGGUGCCCGCCGUGCCCACGCAGGACGGUGACAGCUAUGGGGUGCUGCCCCGGCCCUGCCGUGCGCUAGUGCUGCUGAACCCGCAGAGCGGCGCUGGCCGCGCCAUCCAGGACUUCCAGGUGGUGGUGCAGCCCAUGCUGGCUGAGGCCGACAUCGCUACCACUGUCUUCAUUACUGAGAGACCCUACCAUGCACAGGAGAAGGUGCGGGAUGAGGACCUGUCACAGUGGGACACAUUGGUGAUCAUGUCUGGGGAUGGGCUGCUGUACGAGGUGGUGAAUGGGCUCAUGGAGCGGUCGGACUGGGAGGAUGCCAUGAAGAAGCCACUGUGCAUCUUGCCCGGGGGCUCUGGGAAUGCCCUGGCUGCCUCCAUCAACCACUACGCAGGCAAUGAUCACGUUGCCAAGAAGAAGCUGCUGACGAACUGCACCUUCAUCCUCUGCAAGGGGCUGCACACGCAGAUGGACCUGGUCUCGCUGAGCACGGCCUCAGGCAAGCGCCUGUUCUCCUUCCUCGGCUUCGGCUGGGGCUUCAUCUCGGAUGUGGACAUCGACAGUGAGAAGUACCGCUGGCUGGGCAAUGCCCGCUUCACCCUGGGCACCCUUCAGUGCCUGGCCAAGCUGCGGGUAUACCAGGGCCGCCUCUCCUACCUGCCUGCUGUCCCCGAGCAGGACACCUCCUCGGCACCCAGGGACCCCCCCUUGCCUGUCACCAAUGGCCAGCCUAGCCACGUCCCGCCGCCAGCGGGGACGGAUGUGCCUGGGUCUCUGCCCAACGACUCGCUGCUGGUGCCGCUGGGCCAGCCAGUGCCGGCGCACUGGACAGUGGUCCCUGAGGAGGAGUUUGUCUCUGUCUAUGCCAUUUACCAGUCCCACCUGGGCACUAACCUGCUGAUGGCACCGGCGGCCCGGCUGCACGAUGGCUGCAUCCACCUCUUCUACCUGAAGGCUGGCAUCAGCCGCGUGGCGCUGCUGAAGCUCUUCCUGGCCAUGGCCAGGGGGACUCACCUGGACUUGAACUGUCCCCACCUGUGCUACGUCUGUGUCCGGGCUUUCCGCCUGGAGCCGCGCGCAGCCACAGGCAUCAUGACAGUGGAUGGCGAGGCGCUGGCUUGUGAGCCCGUGCAGGGCCAAAUCCACAGCCGCCUCUGCCGCAUCCUCAGUGGCUCCUGAGCUGCCAGGUUCGGCACCCCUGUGGUGCUGAGCUGCCGGCACAGCCCAGCACGAGGGCAGCAGAGCCUUCCUCCCACUCAGGAACCUCCUUCUCCUCCUCCUCCCAUAGCAAUAGCUCUUGGGGGCUGUGGGUACUCAUGCCCUUGCUUGCCCCCAUGCUUAGCUUUACCCCCCUGGGACAGCCACCAACACUGUCCCAGAAAUGAGCCACGAGCCCCAUCAGGUACUCGGUGCCAGCAAGAUGCCAGCGUGUUUUAUCCUGGUACGAGGUCCCGACCCCAGGUGGCUGCGCCGGCACAGCCCUGUCCCCUCCCCGGCUUGGAUGCACCUGGUGGCAUCGCUCUUGUCCCCGCCAUGGAGGCAGUGCCACCUCACAGGGAUGGUCAGGACCAAUAUAUAUCUAGUACAAGAAAUUGACUUUUUAAAUAAUGUUUCUACCCAAAGCUUCCUGUAGAAGCAGAGUUUAUUCUUGCAAGAAGUGCAAUAAAUAUCUAGUGUUUGCAAAAAA